AUGAGGAGGAGAAGAAAUCACAGAGUGGAUAUCCUUAACCAAGUCCAAGAAGAGAUCAGUAAACUUGGGAAUCAACAAGAGGAAGAUGAUACUCUCUGGAAACACGCUGAAGGAAAAUAUAUAAAUAAGUUCUCAACAAGCAAAACCUGGGAUCAGAUUCGGGAUAUUCAACAGGUCUGUGCUUGGAGCAAAUACUCAGAGAAUGUUUGGAGAAAUCUGGUAGAAGGCCUUAUGCAAGACACAUUCACUACUGAUUGGAGUACUCUGGUAAGGAUUGUCUCGAAGCCAUGGCUAACACCUAUAAAGACUUUCCUUCCCAGAUACACUCUACAGGCUGCUAUGCACACAAUUUGGUGGGAGAGGAAUGCGCGAAGGCAUGGCGAAGAGCCAAGAGACAUGGCUAAUCUGAUACAGCUUAUAGAUAAAAAUGUUAGGCUGAAGCUGCUUGCAGUAAGAGGGAAGGGGAGACACUUUGAAAAAGGGUUGAUUACUUCGUUUGGGACAAGACUAAGCUCAUGA
This is a messenger RNA of Brassica napus (rape), 519 nucleotides long. RefSeq lists its product as uncharacterized. Lineage: Eukaryota; Viridiplantae; Streptophyta; Magnoliopsida; Brassicales; Brassicaceae. The transcript is spliced from 2 exons. The record is from RefSeq and is a predicted model, not a curated record. Bases 1 to 519 code for a protein of 172 amino acids.